This is a messenger RNA of Mangifera indica (mango), 1208 nucleotides long. RefSeq lists its product as uncharacterized. The transcript has 10 exons. NCBI's taxonomy places the organism in Eukaryota, Viridiplantae, Streptophyta, Magnoliopsida, Sapindales, Anacardiaceae. The record is from RefSeq and is a predicted model, not a curated record. The coding region runs from base 174 to 1031 and encodes 285 amino acids.
GGUAGAAUUUGAGGUUUUGUCUGUUUUUUUGGUUGGUCCGUCUACGGUAUCAUCACCUGUCAUUAUUAUCACGGACUCGGUAGUUUCAGAUCUAACAGUUACAUGGUGAAACUGCAACUUCAGCAACCAACCAUCAACUAAAACUCUCGGAAGAACAAGAAAGCCAUAUAGAGAUGGAGAGAAAACCAAUUUGGAUUUGCACUUUGGCCACACAAGUCUGUCUCUUCUUUGCACUCUACAUUGCUCUCAACUUGGGCCACCCUCAAACCUCCAUUUACAGAGCCAAAAACAGCAAUGAAUUUUAUUUUAUCAGUGUUUCUGGAGGCUUUAGACCACUUCUACAGCAGACCCUUUUGCUCAAAACGAUGGAAAAUGUGGCGAAAUCUCACAAAGCGAAAUUCGUAAUCAACACUAGUGAGCUUGGGGAAGAUGAUCCACUCAAACAAAACGCUACUCGGUUUUUCCCAUCUUUGAGAGUUCCAUGGUAUUCUACAAGAGUUUCAGAAGAGAAGGAAAUUAAUUGCUUCCAGGAGAAGAUCAAACUACCUCAUGGUGAAACAUUGGAAAUUGUUGGUUUGGAUACUGGUUCAUUACAGGAGACAAUGCUGACAAGAUUAUCAAAUGGCACUUGUGACAACUGUUUAAGUUCUCUGACAAAGACACUGGAAGCAACCGAUGGUCAAUGGUGCAUGGUAGUUGGAUUCCAUCCAAUGGUUGUUUGUGAAGCUAAUGAGGAAAUGAAAGCAAAGGAAAUUUAUGAGCCUCUGCACCAUAUCUUCAUGAAACAUGGAGUGAAUGUGUAUCUGAGCAAGCAUGGUUGCACUAAAUUUGCUCAUCAGGAUAGCAUAGCUUAUAUUGAGAAUCCAGAUCUUGUUGAAUAUUUAGAUGGAAGAGAAAUGGUUGAUGGGUUUCUUCUCCAUGGAGUCAGCCCCAUUGAGAUUGUGACUUAUUUUGUUACCUCGGCAGGGGAAGUUGUGCACAGAACAUUAAUCCGUCAGAGGGUCACAGUUUGUUGUCAUCAAUCUGCUUAAUGCUAUAGACAUUGCACACUAUUGUGGGGGAAGAAACUUCCUUUAUCCCAUUGUGGUAUGCCAAUGUUUAAGGGUGGAUUCGAGCUCUAGCCAUGGGUGUUUGACACUAUCAAGCUCAAGCCAUUAAGGUAAUUGGCCAGUAGGCUGACAUAUGCAAAUAAAACGUUAUUUUGGUCA